Cylicocyclus nassatus is the source of this 645-nucleotide messenger RNA. The record is from the annotation of a GenBank genome assembly. NCBI's taxonomy places the organism in Eukaryota, Metazoa, Nematoda, Chromadorea, Rhabditida, Strongylidae.
ACAAAGUUUUUAGGAAGUGAUCGAUGAAGUUGCUGCUUCUUGCGCUGCUUGCAUUGGCGGAAGCUGAGCCAAACAUCAGUAAACAAAUUCCCAAGAGCCCUCAGCAUUUUCUUUCUCAUUUCUAUCACAACAGCUCUAACGCAGUGUGCCCUGGGCAUUGCGAUAGUGGGUGGAAUUACUUUAGAGAAACAGAUUCUUGCUACAAGAAUUUCUAUUGGAGUAGCUUCAACGAUGCCGAAAGCCUGUGUCAGGUCAUAGGAGGACAUUUAGUAUCAAUCCAUAGUUUGAGUGAAAACGCUUUUGUAGCAGACUUGGCAAAGACGGGACUAAAUUGGAGCGAUAAAAAUCAUUUGACAUGGAUAGGUUUGAGACGGGCUGAUUAUGUGAACGGCUUUGAAUGGUUCUGGACUGACGGCUCGAGUGUUGACUUCUUCGCCUGGGCUCCUGGAGAGCCGGAUAACUCUUAUGGGAGAGAGCGUUGUGUGCAGCUGUACUCUGACUCUAACACUGGGAGGGAAUAUGCUUUGAUGCACCAGAAAUGGAACGAUUAUACUUGCACGGAAAUCAUGAGAUCGUUCGUGUGCAAGAAACCGGCUUCACAUUAGAAGCGAAUCUUCAAUAAUUCUACUGUUGACUGAAAAUUCA